CACCACUUUGCAUUUCGCAAUCAUGGGUCGCUCACCAUCCCGCGCGCCUUUUCGUAAAGGAGGUCGUUCCCGGUCCCGUGCGCCUCGACCGCGUGACGCUAAACGAUCUCCGCCACGGGCUCCAAGGUCUAAGCGCGGCCGUUCUCGAUCGCAGUGGCGACCACGUGAAAGGGAGCAGCAGGGAGAACGUGAAAAGGAGGCUCGAGAACGCGAGGCCAAAGAAAGACGACCAAUUGAAAAAAGCGAGAAUGGUGUGGAAGCGGAGGCCAUUUGUUUCGUUUACUAAGAAUGGUUAUUUCGGUUUCAUCCGGAUGCCCGCGGGAGUGAACAAAAAUAAGGGAAUCUUUUACCAUGGCAGCAAGGUACAGGGCGAUCCAGAAAGGGUCAUGAUACCAGGACAGCUGGUCAUGGCGAAUAUCCUUGCCCCAGCGGAUAGCAGGUGUUCCAGGGAUGCUCGGAAUGGAUUACAAGCUACGGGAAUCAGGCUCCUGACUGAAGCCGAGAAAAAAGCUUUGAAAGACAGACAAGCUGAAGAAAAGGGAGCGUAUUGGAAACAAGAGGACGCUAACAGAGCAGAUCGUAGAGAGGGGUCACGGGAUGCAGACCAACUGUCUGCACCUGGAGCAGGCUCCUCAGGGAAUGGCCAAUGUGGGGCGCCGCAGCAGAGUGGAGAAGAAAACGUGACGCUGAAUGACCAUGGUGGGGGUCGCGGUCGUAGAGGCGGCGGAGGACCAGGCACGAC
Molecule: messenger RNA, 742 nt
Organism: Amoebophrya sp. A25
Lineage: Eukaryota; Dinophyceae; Syndiniales; Amoebophryaceae
Source: the annotation of a GenBank genome assembly